Drechmeria coniospora is the source of this 1335-nucleotide messenger RNA. Its product is annotated as integral membrane family protein. The record is from RefSeq and is a predicted model, not a curated record. The transcript has 5 exons. Lineage: Eukaryota; Fungi; Ascomycota; Sordariomycetes; Hypocreales; Ophiocordycipitaceae. Bases 1 to 1335 code for a protein of 444 amino acids.
AUGUCGGCACAGGAUGUUGACUUGAGCGAGAACAACAGCGGCCCCCUGGUGGGCGCCAGCGUAUCGCUGCUCGUCCUGAGUUGGUUUGCCAUCAGCCUGCGGACGUACACGAGGGCGAUUUUGAUGAAGAGCUUCAAGAUUGAUGACUGGCUCAUGCUCGUCGCUCAGUUCAUGUACACCCUGACCUGCGCCAUGAUCCUCGGAGGCGUUCACAGAGGACUCGGCCGCCACAACCAGGCGGUUCCCGUAGACGACCAGGUCGCGGCGCUCAUGGUUCGUGUCCUCGCCCACCCCUCCCCUCCCCCUUCUUCUCCCACUCGACGCUCCGUCGCUCCGUCCGAUGGGUGGCUGACAUGGGCAUCCGAUGACCGACAGUGGCAAGCCUUGGCGGCGGCCGUGUACAUACUCGACAUGAUGUUCAUCAAGCUCAGCAUCGGCGUCUUCCUCCUCCGCCUCUCCGUCGGCAGCGUCUACAAGUGGAUACUCCGAGUGAGCCUCUUCAUCAUUUCCUUCUGGAGCAUCGGCAUCUUCUUCUGGGACAUCUUUCAAUGCAGCCCCGUCAUGAGGCAGUGGGACAUUAGGAUCGACGGCAGAUGCGCCGGCGCCGGCGAGAUCAUCUCGGCCAUCUACGCCCUGAGCGUCAUGACCGUCCUGUCCGAUUGGCUCUACGCGCUGCUUCCGAUUCCGCUGCUCUGGAACGUCAAGAUGACCAAGCAGGCCAAGGCGACGGUCAUUGUCGUCCUGGGUCUAGGUAUCUUUGCGAGCUUCGCGACGCUGGUCCGUCUCAAGUUUCUCAGCGGCAUCGAGGAAAUGAACGACUUGAUGUUCACGGCGACGGACGCCUUCGUCUGGACCGUCGUCGAACCGGGCGUCGCCAUCAUCGCCUCGAGCCUCGCGACGAUCCGACCCCUCCUGCGGGCCAUGAAGAUUCGAGGCUUCCAGUCGAGCGACGACGACUCGCCCAGCACCGGCGGGCAGUACCCGCCGCACCUCAGCCGAGCGACGGCACGGGGGUCCAUGCACGGCUUCGGCCCCAACGACGUGUCGCUCCACGACGUCGCCGCCGGAGCGUCGGCGACGGGGCCUCGGCAGGAAGCGGCGGUGAAGGAGGUCGGGCGGCGGUUUGCCGGCUUCGGCGCCCAGGCCGACGGGCCCACCGACACGGACGACGGGCAGCCGAGCGACGGGAAGAGCGAGGUCUACGUCAUCGAGGGCAACAAGGACUCGCCGACGUGGAGCCUGCAGGAUUUCCACCCGACGACGCUGUCGCUCGAGAACUUUCACGACCUCGAGGAGCAGUGUCAAGGCCUCGGCGCGUCGAACCGACGGACGUGA